Salvia splendens (bonfire salvia) is the source of this 1668-nucleotide messenger RNA. RefSeq names its product photosystem II stability/assembly factor HCF136, chloroplastic. The transcript has 8 exons. Gene Ontology annotation, molecular function: protein binding. The record is from RefSeq and is a predicted model, not a curated record. The coding region runs from base 171 to 1406 and encodes 411 amino acids. NCBI's taxonomy places the organism in Eukaryota, Viridiplantae, Streptophyta, Magnoliopsida, Lamiales, Lamiaceae.
CAGGUGUAUGAUGGUGGAUGCAACCGUUGGAUGAGGUAUAAAAACAAUUGAAGUAAUAAAAGAGCAACCGCAAUUUGAAAUUGUUUUGGAUAAGACAAUCCCAGCUGCGCGCAAUCUACAGAGGGAGAAAGAGUGAAGAGAGAGAUUGACACGUCACCACCUUCACAACAAUGGCUGCUCUUCAGCACCUCUCUUCUUCUAUCACCGCUCCCUUGCCGCCGCAGCUCCGCUCUCGUUUCCAUCCCCGCCGCCGUCGCGGUUGUCGCCUCCUCCCUUCCGCCUCGGCCGCUCCUCACUAUGAGCAGACUGACAACGCCAUCACCCGCCGCCAAUUGAUCGGCGGACUGCAAGCCGCGGCCGCGAUUUCGCUCUAUCCGCUCGGCCGCAAGGCUCUGGCGGCGGACGACUCGCUGUCCGAGUGGGAGAGAGUUUUCCUUCCGAUUGAUCCCGGAGUCGUGCUUCUCGACAUUGCUUUCGUCCCUGAUGAUCCCUCUCACGGUUUCCUAUUGGGGACUAGACAAACUUUGCUGGAGACGAAAGACGGAGGAACCACUUGGGCUCCACGUUCCAUACCGUCUGCUGAGGAUGAGGACUUUAACUAUAGGUUUAAUUGCAUCAGCUUCAAAGGGAAGGAAGGUUGGAUUAUAGGCAAGCCAGCUAUUCUUUUGUACACUUCAGAUGCUGGAGAUACAUGGAAGCGUAUACAUAGAGAUGCAAAAUUGUUUCCUGGUCAAGAACCAGAAAGAUGGCAAAUAGAUGCAGUAUAUAUAAAGGGUACUGGAGAAAAGGGUGCCGAAUUGGUAACUGACCAGGGUGCAAUAUAUGUCACAUCGAAUGGUGGAUACAAUUGGAAGGCUGCUAUUCAGGAGACUGUUUCAGCUACUUUAAAUAGAACAGUUUCUAGUGGUAUCAGUGGUGCCAGCUACUAUACAGGAACAUUUAGCACUGUGAAUCGCUCACCUGAUGGAAAAUAUGUCGCUGUUUCAAGCCGUGGUAACUUCUAUCUGACAUGGGAACCAGGUCAGGCUUAUUGGCAGCCUCAUAAUAGGGCUAUUGCCAGAAGAAUUCAGAACAUGGGAUGGAGAGCUGACGGUGGUCUUUGGCUUCUAGCACGUGGUGGGGGACUUUUUCUCAGCAAGGGUACUGGGAUAUCUGAGGAAUUUGAGGAAAUUCCAGUGCAGAGCCGUGGAUUCGGGAUUCUUGAUGUUGGAUACCGAUCAGAGGAUGAGGCUUGGGCUGCUGGUGGCAGUGGUGUUCUGCUGAAAACCACAAACAGUGGGAAGACCUGGGUCCGUGACAGAGCAGCUGACAACAUCGCUGCUAAUCUUUACUCUGUCAAGUUCAUAAAUGACAAACAGGGAUUUGUACUGGGGAACGACGGAGUCUUGCUGAAAUAUCUAGGAUGAAUCAUGGGCUGCUUAAACUGAGGAUGCAGAAUCGACAUAUGUUUCUUCUGUUUAGUCGUUUGUGAUCGCCACUGUCACGUCUCCUAUACAUUUAGAGGAACCAUGUGAGUUAAUUUUGUUUAUAUGUAUAUGUGUGUGUUGGUUAAUGUGGUAUCUGAGUACAUACAUAAAGCUUUGGCUUUCAUUUGAGUAGUAUUUAGAUAUUCAUUUGUAGAUUACUGGAAUGGUAUGUGUUGAAUAAGUGGAAACAUUGUUGAGUUGA